AUGCCUGUCACAUGACUGCGGGUGGGCGGGGUUUAGAAGUGUACUGUACUUCGGUGUACCUGGCUGCAGGAGCUCAGUUGCCUGAACUUUGGUCUUUUCUGGAACCGUCUUCUAUUAAAUAUUCCAGUUUGCUGCCCCAGUGUAGAAAAAUGGCAGAUACUGAAAGCUGUCCUCUUUAUUAUCCGGCUCUAAAAGAAAUUGCUGGUGUUCUGGAACAUGGAUUGAAAAAGAAUUAUGCAGAAGUCCAUGUUGAGGUUGUAGAUUGCCCUGAUCUUACACAGUAUCCAUUUGGAUUUCCAGUAAAAGGUCUAUGUGGGAAGACAAGAAUUGCAGACGUCGGAGGCGUUCCAUACUUGGUGCCCAUUGCACAGCCUGAUAAAGUUUAUAGCAUCAACACUGUAGCAAAGGAGAUUGAGCUACCUGGAGCCUACAUGCUAGGUGCUGGGGCAUCUUCAUAUAAAUGUGUUGGGGUGAAUGCUGAGAUGAUAUUUUCUAUAAAAGCAGAAAGCCCAACUUCACCUGCUGUGAAUGGAAAUUAUCUGGCCAGCAUCAACCCUGCAGACAACAGCUGUCUUUUGGAGAAAUACAGGGAAAAGUACAGUGACCAUGACUUUGGGCUUCUGUCAAACCUGUUUGCCACUGAGGGGAACCCAGGAAAGGUCAUUGAAGUCAAAGUAAAAAGAAGGACCGGUAACGAUAACUUUGUGAGCUGCAUGAGAAAAUCUUUAAAGGAGCAUUAUGGAGACAAAUCUGUUGGAAUGGGAGGCUCUUUUAUUAUACAAGAGGGGAGAGCCAAUCUCCAUAUAAUGCCUCGUGAAUAUUCUGCCUGUCCCUUAAACACAGACGAAGAUGUAGAUAGCUGGCUAAAUUUUUUCGACAUGAAGGCACCUCUUAUUUGCCAGUCAGUGUUUGUUUCUCAUGACCCUGGCUUUGACCUGCGUGUUGAGCAUACCCAUUGCUUCAGUCAUCAUGGUGAAGGAGGACACUACCAUAAUGACACAACACCAGAUUCCGUUGAAUACCUUGGAUAUUUCCAUCCAGCAGAGCACCUCUACCGCAUUGACAGACCAGCUGUUUCACACAUGGUUGGACGGGAUUAGGAUGAUGUCAAGUUGAUAAGGAAAAUCACAGACAAAUUCAGCUAAUCUUUUUUUUUUUUUACUGUAUAAAAUAUAGGCAGACUCUAUAAAAAUCAUUUUAUUAGAUUUUCUAUGUCUUUUAGAAGCUAUGCAAAAUGGGAAAUGAGUAUUACUAAUGCUUAAAAUGAUUAUUUCCUAAGAGUUAUUGGAUUAUUAAAGGAGUUUUCUGAGUGUGUAAUAGCGAUGACCUCUCCUCAGGAUAGGUCAACAAUAUCUGACUGAAAGGGGGUCCAACUUCUUGCCGAUCAGUUGUUUUAGGAGGCCGCAGCCUCCUCACAGCUCACCAAGCACAGCACCUUCCACUGGAUAGCGGCUGUGCUUCGUAUGAUUUGUUUUUGAAUAGGCCGUUAAUAUAAAAAUCCUGAAAAACCUUUUGAAUAGCACUAUAAUGUACUGCUAGCUCUAUUCAGAAAUCUGCAGACAGGCUACAGAAGCCAAGGGGACCCUGCUCUUAUUAGAAGGUCAUGGGCUCUAUUAAAGGGAAUCUGUCACCCGCUUUUGGAUUAUCUACAGUCAUACAUGAGUAAUACUGCAGAACAGGAGUCCAUAUCACUAUUUCUUUUAUUUUCCUACUAGCCCUGUUCUCUCUCUCGCUGUCAGUGCUCAAAGCUGCACUGAAAUACCCAAUCUGGACUGCUGUAACAUAAUGGAGAGGAACUGGAACUGGAGGAACAGGGGGGCAGUAGCUAAAUAAAAAAAAUAGUGAUAUGGACUCCUUAUCUGCUCUACUAUUCAUGUAUUACUGUAGAUAAUAGUCCAAAAUGGGGAUGGCAGAUUUAAUACCAUCUUUUGAUGAAUGAUGAUGUUUAAAUGUGCACACAGCCCUUAAUAAUGCCAUUUUUAAAAUGAUCAGCAGUAUUCAGAAAUAAAUGAUUGUAUGCAAUAUAUGCUUUAUUGUAAAAUAACAAAUAAUGAAAAUAAAUGAUUGACUUUGA
Molecule: messenger RNA, 2074 nt
Organism: Bufo gargarizans (Asiatic toad)
Lineage: Eukaryota; Metazoa; Chordata; Amphibia; Anura; Bufonidae
Gene: BKGD
Product: chromosome 3 C11orf54 homolog
Exons: 9
Coding region: 12-1100 (362 amino acids)
Cellular component (GO): nucleus
Molecular function (GO): zinc ion binding; hydrolase activity, acting on ester bonds
Source: RefSeq, a predicted model, not a curated record